AUGACGCUGACGAGAGAUUUCAACCCCGACCAGUGGGGACCGACUACUACUCAGCCUUUCGGCCUUCCUCCUGGACUUUCUGCUUCUCCAGGGCUUUCUGCUCCCCCAGGUCUCAGUGGACCUCCUGGACUGUCUGGACCUCCCGGUUUGGCUGGACCCCGUCCUGAGACUUCAAUGUACAACUCUUUAGAGGUUGAAGGAUUCGACAAGUCUCCUCUGGAUGUCAACAGACCUGCCAUGGUGCGACCUGAGCCCUUCCAUGCUCAUGUGCCUGUGACCCCUGGUGUAGGAUUCAGUAGUGACCAUCUUUAUGACAAUGAGUUGGAUGACGACUUUAACGAGGACACAGGUGAUUACGAAAACCUGGCUAUCAACAGAGUCGUGGGACCUCCUCAGGAUGACGACAGCGACAUGCAUGCCGACGAUCUACGAUCUGUUACCACUGAUGGUGCACCCAGCGAAAUUGAUUUUACUGGCAGUCGACCUGCCACUCCUGAUCUCGACCUUCCUGAACCUCCUCGAAUCCUGUCUUCUGAGCACAUCUCUGUACUAUCCAAGAACGAGAAGCGAAAGUACAGAAACUCGCUUAAGGCCUAUGAGAGGGAGAAGAAGCUUGCAAUCAAGAACUACAAAAAGGAGCAGGAGGAUGCUGAGCGGGCCGAGAGAGCUGCUCUGACCACCAUUGAGGAGGAAGAAGCUCAGACUAAGAAGGCGCUAGCACUAAAGGCAUGCGAGGAGGUGGAGCAUGCGGCUGAGACCCUCAAGAAGGCGUUGGAAGCGGCCGAGGCAGAAAAGAAGGCUAAGGAGGCUGUAGCUGACGAGGAAGCCAGAGCUGAAAAGCAACGUCUCAGGGAGGAGAAACAGAAAAUCAAGGAAGAGAAGGCUCGUAUCAAGGCUGAGAAGGCUCUCAAGCACAAGGAGGAGAAAGAAAAACGGGAUGCUGAGCGCUUCAAACUUGCUGAAGAACGGAUGGAGAAGGAGCGAAUCGAGGCCGAGCGACUGGAGAAAGAAAAGGCUGAGAAAGAGCAGGUUGAGAAGGCCGAAAAGGAGCGCUACGAGAAGUCCUUGCUGGCCAUGAAGAAGGAGAAAGCCGAAAAGGUCAAGCGGGAGAAAGCUGAGAAGGAACGACUUGAGAAAGAGCGAAACGAGAAGAGGCGUCUCGAGAAGGCGGCCAAGGAACUGGCAGCCAAGAAGGAGCUUGAAGAGAAGGAGUCUGCUUCCAAGCCAAUCGUGGCACCCCAGCCCAAGCUCGCCUCCAACAUGUCAACGUCUACAUGGGACGAAGAUGACUCAUCUUCUCUCAACUACAACAAGCCCAGCAACAGCGGAGAUGACUACAAGUACAACAGUUUCAACAGCGGCAGCAGUCGGAGAGGUGCCAGUGGUCAAAUUGGAGGCCACCUGGCAGACUAUCUGGCUUCACCUAGUCCCAAGCCCAGCUCGCCUUCUGUUGCCAGUAGUACUCCUGAACUUGAGCCUGUGGUGAGUGCUACUAGCACUGCGAGCACCGCCAAGUCUCAUGUCGCUGCUGGAGCUUCUCAGUUUUCCGUUGGUGAUCUUCUCCGAUCUAUUGUUGAAGAGAUGGACCUGGCCGAGCAUCCUCUAUUUGAUGUUCGGAACCCUGAUCUCUUCCACGAUGCUACAAUUGAUGUCAUGGCUGAGUGUGGAGAACCUGUGGAUGUGUUUGAGAACGCCAUCGCAGACCAACUUCUGACUGAACCUGUGUGUCCCGACAUCAAUGAUUUCGUCUUGGAGGAUAUCGAGAAGUUCAUUACUGAUCCUUCCGACUCGCUGCUGCACCUGAGUAAGGAGAUUGAUGAGGAUGUGUUUAUUGAUGAUCUGGAUCUCGAGGAAAGUGACGACGACCCCAUGGGUUCCCUUCCCGAGUUUGCCCGAGAUCUGAUUGCCAAGCAUUCACAUUUGAUUGACCCAAAGUGGCAGGAGGUUGCAGUCCAUAUCGACGACUUGAACCAGGUGGACGACGACGAGCUGCCGUAUCGUCAGAAUCUAGCUGAGGAGGUGUUCCAGCUUCAGAACGAGGUGGAAAAGUGUGUUUCGCGAAACCAGCGUCUGCUAUUCCGGCAUACUGGAAAGCGUUUCGGUGAGGAUGAGUGA
Molecule: messenger RNA, 2115 nt
Organism: Yarrowia lipolytica CLIB122
Lineage: Eukaryota; Fungi; Ascomycota; Dipodascomycetes; Dipodascales
Source: RefSeq, a predicted model, not a curated record